Messenger RNA from Corticium candelabrum, 468 nucleotides. Its product is annotated as collagen triple helix repeat-containing protein 1-like. The coding region runs from base 1 to 468 and encodes 155 amino acids. Lineage: Eukaryota; Metazoa; Porifera; Homoscleromorpha; Homosclerophorida; Plakinidae. The record is from RefSeq and is a predicted model, not a curated record. The transcript has 2 exons.
AUGGGAAUACAAGGCCAUAAAGGAGAUUUGGGAGGAAAAGGAGAAAAGGGAGAGGCGACUCAGAAACUGAACCGGAAGCAAUGUGUGUGGAAGAGAGAAGAUGGCAAAGACUCUGGACUUAUUCAGGAAUGUCGCUUUAAGAAAAAACAAGGACACACUGCACUGCAUGUGGCAUACGGAGGAACUCUGCGUAUCAAUUGUGGCGGUUGUUGUUCUCGUUGGUUUUUUACAUUUAAUGAUCAAGAGUGUACAGGACCCAUGACAAUUGAUGCAGUAUAUUAUACUGCUGCAAGAAACGACAUUCAUCGUCACAGACAAAUUGAAGGUUACUGUGAGAGCAUUCCAGCCGGUGACGUCAGAGUUGGAUUUCAUGUUGGGAAAUGUUCCGGUUACGGUGUGGCAGAUGUUUACUCUGGCUGGAACUCCGUAUCUCGAAUAAUGAUUGCAGAGAUGCCACCAGCUCAAUAG